Molecule: messenger RNA, 861 nt
Organism: Peronospora belbahrii
Lineage: Eukaryota; Oomycota; Peronosporomycetes; Peronosporales; Peronosporaceae
Source: the annotation of a GenBank genome assembly
AUGAGCAUUGAUUGGUCUCUGGAUUGUUGCAAUGAUAAACAAUUUUUAUCCAUUUUUCUCAUUGUUUGCUAUGCAGUUCUUAUCUUUAAACUAUGGCGCGUGUCAAUUCUCCAUCCAUUCAAAAUUCUAACAGUGUUUCUUCAUGAACUGGGACAUGCAACAGCUGCAUGGCUCACCUGUGGCAGUGUUAAAGGAAUGGAAGUGCAUCCAGACGAAGGCGGUGUUACAAAGACUGUUGGUGGAUUGCAGUGGGUGAUUCUACCGGCCGGAUACUUAGGAUCAGCCGUGUGGGGUAUGGCACUGACAAUUGCGAGUGCUGACAAAACAGCAUCUGAAGUCGCAGCAGGUGUUCUCAUCUUUUUCCUGCUCGUAUUUAUCGUCUACGCCCACAACGGUUACUUGCGACUCUUGAAUUUCUGCUUCGUUCUGUUACUUUCGGGAUUACUGGCGUUGAACAUUUGGACAACGUUUGAUGCAUUGAGCUAUGCGACGCUUUUUCUUGGAGUCAUGAGCUGCCUCUUCUCGGUUUACGAUAUAUGGGACGACCUCAUUUCCCGCCGGAUAAACGAGAGCGACGCGUCAGUUUUUGCCAAGAUGACGCACACUUCAAGUCGUUGCUGGGGAGUUAUUUGGGGUCUGUUUGCGCUCGUUACACUGGUUGCUGCAGUCUACUUUAACUUGCUUGUUGCAGAGGACUUGGGUGAGUCUCUAACCAACAUCUCAGAUGCUUCCUUGGGCACAAAAAUCGCGUUGGCCUGCGCUGUCAUUGUUGUGGCUCUCGCUGUGGUUCACACAGGGUUUACGCGGAGAUGUAUGCUACGGAAGCGUGUGGGACUGAACAGCUACUUCUCGUCCGCAUAG